Molecule: messenger RNA, 1098 nt
Organism: Closterium sp. Naga37s-1
Lineage: Eukaryota; Viridiplantae; Streptophyta; Zygnematophyceae; Desmidiales; Closteriaceae
Source: the annotation of a GenBank genome assembly
AUGACAAUGACAGCGAUGUUGUCUCUCCCUCCUUCACCCAAGGGCAUUCACUUAGCGUCGCCCGACAGCAAGUUUGUGCUGCUUUUCGCCAGCGUUCUUGUCACGCUCUUCUUCCUCCGCGCCAUGGAUCGCGGCACCGUCUCGCAAGAAUCGUGCGACAUGGUGCAGCCCAGCAGCAUGGGCCCCGAUGUCAAUGCCUCCAAUCCUUUGCCACCGCAUCUACGGCCAGGAUGCAUUCUUUACUCUGAUAACCGCGCCAUUUCCGCGCAUGCCGAAGCUACACGUGGACUCACCCCCGCCGCUGCGGCGGCCGUGGCGGGCUGGGGCGCGGCGCCUCCGAUACUAUCACUAGAGGAUCUCGCGCAGUUGCCGUUGUACGCGGAGCGGCACGGUUACCUCUUCUUCGAGUCGUAUGAGGGCGUCAACGCGUCGCGCAGGUUCAGGUGGCACAAGGUGACGCUGCUGCGGCACGCGCUGCAGUGCUGCUGUCGGUGGGCGCUAUACGUGGACUCGGACGCUUACAUGCGCAUGGACAUGCACCGCCUCUCCGUCGAGGACUGGGCCGCGCGCGCCAGCAAACGGGGUUACUUCGACUACCUGCUGGGCAAGUCGGACUCGCGGCUGCAGGCGCAAGUGGUGCACGCGGAGCGCAUUCUCGAAGUUCUCACACCGCACGAUGGGGAGGGGGAGCAGGGUGAGGAUGACGAGAAGGAGGAGGAACUGCAGGAGUGGCAAGAGAAGCCUGCUCCCGAGAAGUCGAUGGGGUACAACGGCGAGCCGGAAAACCUCUACGACCCGGAGCACGACUGGGCCAACUCGGGGGUCAUGCUCUUCGGCCACUCGCCUGAUUCUUUCAAGUUCUUGGACCAGUGGUACGAGGCGAUGCUGCCUAAUUACGGCGACCAGCGGCCAAUGAACCUGGUGGCACUCAAGUGGAAGAAGAAGAUUGUGGUGCUGCCUUACUUGGAAUUGACAGGGCCCGAGGGCAACAUGAUCAGACACUUCUGGCAUCCUGUGGGUGCAGACACCCGGAAUUAUGAGCUGCAAAAAGCACUGCUGGGUGUACUUGUGCAGCAGCAGAUGGAAGGUAGAAAGUAA